Messenger RNA from Centropristis striata (black sea bass), 1367 nucleotides. RefSeq lists its product as uncharacterized. The transcript has 2 exons. Bases 117 to 908 code for a protein of 263 amino acids. The record is from RefSeq and is a predicted model, not a curated record. NCBI's taxonomy places the organism in Eukaryota, Metazoa, Chordata, Actinopteri, Perciformes, Serranidae.
AUUUGGAUAUCUUUCAUUCGACCUUGCCAGUCAUUCCUUUGCACAUCUCUCUGGACUUUGCAGCACAUUGGGUGCACUGAUUAUUUUUGGAUCAAGAUCAUCAGCAGUAUACCAACAUGAAUGGCCUUCUCUUCCUGUUGUACUGCACAGAAAUGGGUGCACUACUAUGUGGGGCCCAAAAUACAGCAGGACCCGAUAUUGAACAAACUUCUUCCCAGACUCCACAGGAAUACAGUACAAUUGCAGGCGACAUCACUGCAAAAGCUUCUCCAAAAACACCCCCAGUUGGUCUCACCAGUGUUGACAGCUCCAAAUCCACAGCUGCCCUUUGGCCAUCUACAGUCUCUCAGCACUCCAAAGAUCAUAACCAUUCACCUGGAGCAGAGCCCAUCCCUACAUCUAGUUUUAUGUUUUACAGGAAGGAAUGUCUUCCAGUGUUCUUUGUGGCCGGUGGUCUGAUCAUAGCCUGCGUUUUUUUCCUGAUUUGCACUCUUUUGUUGAUGUGGAAGGUGUGCCAGUUGAACAGACGCAUCAAGAUGCUGAGCAGCAAUGCCGACCUGAUCAGCACCACCGAUUACUAUGUGGAAACUGCCAAUAAGAACAAAAAAAGGGAAGAGACAGAGGCCAAAGAGACCGCCGUGUUGAUGUCUGAUAUCCAGCAAGCACAGGAGGAGACGGACAAUGGUACCACCAAGGAAGAAGGAGAGAAGGUAACGGAGGAUGGACAAACAGAAGAAGGGAACAAGAAGGAGGUGGAAGAUGCUGCCAAGAGUGAGGAUGCUGCAGCUACACCUGCUGAAGAUGCAUCUUCCUCAAAGCCACAUGAGGAGGCCCCUGACUCCCCGUGCACCGACGCUGUAGCAGCCCCCCCCUCUCAGGUCACAGAGGAGAUAAAGGAUGUGGUGUAGAGCUAUGUGUGUGAUGCCAAAGAGUUUCCUGAGCAGCUGCCUUCACUUCCCUUUAGCUUUACAACCCUUUUACCGUAAAUAAAGAAUGUCUUUUGUAGCUUUUUCGUUUUUACAGUAAGUUGAACAACUGUGAGUGCUGCUAGAUCUACAUUCUUUCGGACUCAAACGUAACCCCGUGGCACUUACUCACAUGUUGCCUUUGCUUAUGUUGUAUAAACUAUCAGAUGUAAGUUUGCUUAAUGAAAUUGGAGCAUUGUAACAUUGUAAAUCUGUCAAACUGAGCAUUGGACAUUUGUGGAUACAAAGAAUGGAUUAAUAGGCUUAAUGGGCAGCAUUUCUCUGUUAUUUGCAUGUUUUGAAUAUUGAAAAAUAUUAAUAUUAUAGUCCUCUUUUGUGUCCAAUACACCCCUUUUAUGUAUACACAUUUUUGACAUAGAUAAAAUAAAAAGGAAUAAAACA